CAAAAUAUUUACAGUUGUCGGGUUGUACCGUACCCAAUGAUUUGGAGUAAUCGCUCGCUGAUUUAGUGACGUAUCAGUCAUGGCUGGGAUUGAACAUUUAUUUAUUACUGUUACUUUGGUUUAUUUAAUGUGUGGAAUUGGACAGUGUCUUGACAUUCAGAGUAUGUCCAACAGACUGGAUGAAAUGUUGACGGGAAUCAGCGAACCAUCUUCCAGGGAAUCAGAAUGGACUGACGAAAUUCAGAGAGUGUAUGAUUUCGGAAAUGGAGAUGGCCAUCGAGAAGAAUUGUUGGUGACUAACAUCACCAACUCAGUCCAUAAAGAUUUAUUCAUCGAAGCGAAUAACUACAAAUUUUUUACGAAAAAUGGGAUAUUUUACCUGGCGACGUCAACACCUUUGAUGUUCGCCCUGAAUAUUGUGGACAAGACCUUCAACGAGAUGAGGCCACACUGGAUAAUUCCUCCUGGGAGAAUCCGAACUUUUGAAGUGCUCACCUCCCCCAAUGCCACAGCUCCCCACGAGUCGCAAAUUAUUGUUGUGCUCUCCGUCGAAGAGCCUUACGGGAAUCAACUGCUGUGGUACAUUCUGUCCGACGAUCACUUCCAGGAAUUUUGGUCCUGGCCGAUUCAGGACCGGGUGGGACGUCUCCUUCACUUCCGGUACAAAAAUCAGGACAGGCUGAUUACCAUGACACAAAGUCCUUCCUCGAGGAGUAAUUAUUCUCAUAUUUACGUCUGGGGAUUCAGAAUCAAUGGAAAUCUGUCAAAUUUCUGGUUGAGCCAGCGACUGCCAGGUUCUGAUGCUCUGGACGUGAGGGAGUGUCCAGCGUACAAUGGAGUGAUGAUAGCUCUGCAAAUGGAAGACAAAGUCUCUCUCUACGGCUACACCAAGGAGAAUUCCAAGGAGAGCUACUUCCAAUCCCUGCCAAGUGUCAAGUCCAUCGGCUUGAAGAACUUCGCUUGCUUCCAGAGUGGACACAUUCUGUACUUGGGUAUGUCAGGUCCAAAUGCAGCGAUCCUCGAUUUUUUUGAAGGAGAAUUCGGGUUCCACCAGGCUCUCAGUGAAGUACUGAGUGAAGAGAUCACUUGGAUGGAGGCAAUCCCGGUGGAUACCUACAGAGACGAGGUCCUCGUCCUCGUCCAGAUGAAGAAUCAAACGAUCGCCGGCCUCGUCUGGCAGGACAACACCUUCAGAAGUGCUCCUCUUCCUCCCUUUGAUACCACAGACCUCCGCCUCUCCGAAAUCACAGUCAUCCCAAAAAUAGGAUUCAUUUACAAAAACAGAAUCGUAAGAAUUCAAACUGAAUUCAAACAGCUGGUGCCACCCGUCUACGAGGAAGUGGAGAAACUGUUCCAGAGGAGGGAGGCGCUAUCAGAAAUUAUGAGAAAGCAGAAUCUCAUUAUCAACUGCACAAAGUCCCGAAUAAAGAGCAGCUAUCUAACGACUUCCACCAUCACCGGGCACUGGGAGAUUAAUCACCUGAAGUCGAGGCGAACGAUAAUCGGGGAAGGAGUAAAACCUGAGAAGAUAUCCCUAGGUGGAAAAAUCCUCACACAACGUGACUUCGAGGUGAACCUGAUAGAAGCCCUAUCCACUCUCCAAGAGCUACAACGGAAACUAGACGUCAUCCACGGGAACAUGAAGAAGGCAAUCCCCAAGAACUCCACGAGAUUCGAUUUCCCCGGAUCUCUCCACAUCCUGGGGGAUCUGACGGUCAAUGAUCUUUCAGUCGAAAACCCAGUAUUUGAGAGAGUGAAUAAUCACUCGAUCGCGUCGCUGUUCACAGAUCUGUUCGCCUACGACAGCAACGUCCUCAUCAAGGGCCAGAAGACCUUCCCCUCCAUCAACGUCACGGCGUUGACAGUGAACUCUAUCAACGGCAUUCCUCUGGAGGACAUCGUCUUCGAUAAGAACCUUCUCCAAUACCACGACGUCGAUCUUUAUAAUUUGAAGAAGUUAGUCGUUAAUGGAAACAUGAAUUUCUCCUUCAUCAACAACUACAACUGGUUGUCACUGAUCGACAAUGUUGUAUUAAAAAGCGAAUCCGUGAGGAUUCCCAAUAAUACGACUGUCAAGGGUAUCCUGACAGCCAAAUAUGUAGAUAUGAAUCGGUUGAACGGUCUCAAAUACCGAGAAGACUACGUAUCGAGGACCAGUACGGACGCUGUUAAUGUCCCAUCGAAGAAAACAUUCAAGACCUUGACCACCAGGAGUCUUAACAAUCUUCUGACGAUCAACGGGAUACCAGUGGAGGAGUUCAUUCUGUUGCACAAUAACCAGAAUCUCGAUAUGAUCACCUUCGAGAGUCUAGCGAUUAUCGGAAUUCUUCAGAUCGAUGGGAACAUAACGGGUGGUCCUGUCAUCCCGGAGUUGUCGGGUCUCAGCAACGAGACCAGGUCAAUCAUGUCCCCUGUCACCUUCCGGAGGCUCAAAGUCGAGAGGAAGGUGCAGGUCAAUCAGGCCCUGAACAACAAGACUUGGGAGACGUUCAACGAUCUCGUAAACAAUAAUGAAGCUGUCGUUGAGAUUAGGGGGAAGAAGAUUUUUAAGGGACCGGUGGUCAUUAAACCAAAGAUCAAUAUUACCCGGGGAAUAAUCAAUGGUCAUCUUCUUCGUGAGUUCAUGACACUGGACACUGCCCAGGAACUUCCUAAUCUGAAGAAGAUUGAAGCGAACGUGACGUUUGGAAAAUUGAUCCGAGGAGAUUUCGCACGGUUGGACGCGAUUUUCUCGGAGUGUCUGGAGAAAGUCUUAACGUUCAAGGUUCCUCCAGUCGUGGAGCAGCUGGUGUUCGAUACUCUGAAUGGAAACGUCUCGAGGGAGGAUUUCAUGGCGCGUCUGAAUGAGACGUCGAUGAUUUGCGACAGAGUGAUUGUUCAGGAGUUGCAUACCCCUAGGCUGUCGACGAUGAAUGUCAAUGGAGUCAGUCUUGAGGACUUUACAUCUCGAUUGAUUUCGAAGACGAAGAGUCAGGAACUAUCUGGCAAUUUUGACAUCGGUAAUUUGAACACGGGAACUCUACGAGCUACGGCUCUGGAUGGGAAAUCAGUGGUCGAUCUUGAAAGUGAGAGAAGAAUUUUGGAUGAUUUGUACAACAGCAUUGUCAAUGGCAGCGUUUCUAUUAAUGAUUUGGAGGUCACUGAGAUCAUCACCACCCCCAGAGUCAAUGGCUAUGAGUUGGUGGGGAUUUACCACGCAGAAGAUAUGGGCAAAGUCGUAUUCCAUAACAACGUCACCAUCACAGAGUUGUGGGUGGAGGGUCUAUUCAAUGGGUGGAACUUCUCGGAGGUCGUCGAUGAUGCAGUUUUGAAGACAGACAGGAGCAUCUCCGUUCGGGGUUUGAAGAAAGCUCAGUCGAUUAUCUGCGAGAUGCUGGAUGUCGCCUCCUGGAAUAAUCACCCAGUCACGAACUUUCUCAAUCCUGAUGUGCACCAGGUGCUGACUGGUCCCGUCGUCGUCAAAGGAACGACGACUGUCUUAAAGAGUUUCGAUGGCAACAAGAAAAUUGGAAAUGUUACGCUCAACGAGAUUAAAAAAAGAAUACACUCUGUGGCGGACAGGAAAUUUCUUCUCAAUGGAAACUUCAGGUUCCCAGGAACUGUUGACAUUCGGAACCUUCUCAUCAACGGGUCCAUCCAGGGUGUAGAUUUUAACGCACUUGAGGAGUCUCUUGUAUUUUUAAACAACGAGAAUAUUUCGAUAUCAGGUCCUUUGCUCCUGAAGAAUUCUGUGAAACUCGGAAACCUGACGAUUACUCAUCGACUCAAUGACAAUAAUCUUCAGGACUUUUACAAGAACGUCGUCCUCUUGGGGGGCCCGAUAAACGGGAGAUUGAUAACUUCGGGGGAUGUGAUGGUCCGGGGUGAUCUCCUGGUGACGGGGAGGAUCGAUGUGAAAAAUAUGAUGGACAUCGACGUGAACCAAUUGAGGGAAAAUGCUGUCUAUCUUAACCAGCCAGCCUUCACCCCCGGAGAGACGGUCUUCAAGGACGUGGUCUUCAACUCUAUCAAGGCUGAACGAAUUAAUGAUCUCCUCAUGACAGAUCUCUUUCCACAUCACAAGGACAGAGUGAUCCCCAGCCUCCACUGUAUAAACAUCUCUGCAGACGUCAUAAGGAUCGAGGGAACCCUCAACAAUGAGACCCUCAAGAAGAUGUACGACGAGAGCUUUCAGCUGUCAGGUCCCCAGAACAUCACCGGCUAUUUCAGCUUCCUGGAGAACGUCAACAUCCGUCGAGACUUGGACGUCGUCUCCAUAAACGGAAUAAAUCCUCUGAACUUCGAAACUCUUGACGACAAUGGCUCGAUCAGUGAUUUAAUCUUCCAGGAGGACGUGGUCCUCAAUGGCAGCCUGAGAGUCCUGGGGCUCUACAACGGGAUCGACCCCCUGACCUGGCAAGCAACGGCCAUCACCACAACGUUCCCCAUGACUCAGACUGUAUCAGGGGUGUGGACGAUCGACGGUAAUGUUCACCUGAAAGGACCUGUUCGAGGAUCUGCCACUCUCAAUGGAAUCAACAUCGCAAACCUGGUGAAACAUCUACGGGAGCGAGACCUCCAGGUUGACGUUAAAAUCAAUGAUACCCAGAAGGUGCUCCAGGGUCUCUGCGAGAGACUCAGGACCCUGAAGCAUCUCGCGGAUAAACAGAUCUAUCGAUACAAGUUCUUUGAUUACUCCCAGGUGUUCAAGUUCCCGAGCCGAAUCAUCAGUGUCCACUCGGGGUCUGAUCCCUCCGAUUAUUUAUUCGUCAGUCUGGAGGAUGGUGCCCUUGUCGGGUUUGUAUUCGACGGAGAGGAGUUCACGGGAGGACCUGUAAUCGAGGGCUUCGGGGUAGUUGAGGAGUGGAUCAGUCUGGAGUACCAGGAGCUGAGGUACUUCGUCACGAUGGGAAUUAAGACUGAGGGCAAAUCCCAGGGGAAUCUUUGGAGAUUGACCGACAAGGAGAUGGUGCACGUGAAGGAACUGGGAAACCUCGAGGGAGGAAAAAAGGUGAAUGAUCAGGAGUUCUUGGUGAUCGUAAAGGACCAGCUGAUUCACUACUCCCUACAAGAUAUCCAAGGGAUUACCUUGAACCCCAAGAGGACAUUCUCCCUGGGAAGGCGAGGGAUGAGGUUCGUCAGGGGUGCUGAGAGCAAUGAAGUGAUUCUCCUCGGGGAAGACGCAGCUGUUCUGCUGGAUUUAGCCUCUGGUGAAGUAAACACCAGGGAGAAUCCUUUUGGAACUGAUAAUGUCUUCAGGUUUCGAGUUGGCCCUUUUCAGAGGGAGAGAUUUGUUUAUUACGAUGAGGCCGCGGCUCAGGAUUUUAUUUUUAUAGCAGAUUAUGAGGAAUCGGGUUUGAAAAUUCUUCAGAGCAUCGAGGCUAGACCGUCUGGGAUCAGGAGUAUGAGGUUCCAGGGCGGGGAGGAAUUUUUACUGUGGAUUGAGGGUUGCAGAAUUAAUGUUUAUGAAUAUAAAGGGAUUGAGGGGUUUGUCUUUGUCGAGGCACUGCACGUUGGGGCCGAGAAACUCGUGGAGUUCAGGAUUAAGAGGCAUCCCCUGUUUGCUGGGGUUAAUUGUUUAGGGGCCGUUCAGGGGAAUAUUCUGACAAUCCUCGAGGCCAAAAUGGAUGGACUCAGGAUUGAGGGGAAUAUUCCUGAAUGUGAUUAUUGACGUAAGUUAAGGUUCGUUACCCAUUUGUUGAUUGAUAUGUUAAUUGGAUUGUCAUUGGAAUAAAAGAUUUUUCUAU
Molecule: messenger RNA, 5726 nt
Organism: Fopius arisanus
Lineage: Eukaryota; Metazoa; Arthropoda; Insecta; Hymenoptera; Braconidae
Gene: fs(1)N
Product: female sterile (1) Nasrat
Exons: 3
Coding region: 80-5650 (1856 amino acids)
Cellular component (GO): cell surface
Molecular function (GO): heparin binding
Source: RefSeq, a predicted model, not a curated record